This is a messenger RNA of Aspergillus alliaceus, 375 nucleotides long. RefSeq names its product male sterility protein-domain-containing protein. Lineage: Eukaryota; Fungi; Ascomycota; Eurotiomycetes; Eurotiales; Aspergillaceae. The coding region runs from base 1 to 375 and encodes 124 amino acids. The transcript has a single exon. The record is from RefSeq and is a predicted model, not a curated record.
AUGACCUGUGGGCCGAUUUGCAUAAAACACAAGCAAAAGCUUGUAGUCCUCAACGGCGAGCUAUCAGAUAAUACACUAGGCCUGGGAACAGAAUGUCUCAACUGGCUAGCCCACUGGAUAUCGAUGAUUUUCCACGCUGGAGCAAAGGUAAAUUUCUGCGAAUCCUACCGCGAGCACCGAACAUCCAACGUGCUUGGCGCCUGCAAUGCCCUCCGCCUAGCUGCCGCAGACAAAGUCUUCCAUUACUUUUCCAGCAUCGACACCCGGGGGCUAACCGGUUUCACCCUGGGAACCAAGGAACUCUACGAGUAUGAACCCCUAAUGCCACAUAGUCAGGCAGUGCGGUACGACCUAGGAUAUUCCGGUAUCCAGUAG